Lolium rigidum is the source of this 730-nucleotide messenger RNA. RefSeq names its product protein NRT1/ PTR FAMILY 5.3-like. The record is from RefSeq and is a predicted model, not a curated record. The transcript is spliced from 3 exons. The coding region runs from base 29 to 730 and encodes 233 amino acids. Lineage: Eukaryota; Viridiplantae; Streptophyta; Magnoliopsida; Poales; Poaceae.
UUAUAUAAAUGGACAAUUACAGGAGCUCAUGCAGCCGGCCUCAACAAGUUGCAGUGCCCUUCACACCCAUCUCUCCCUCACUUCCUCCCAUACACACACACACACAGCUUCAAGCGCAGCUCGGAGAGGGCCGGCGUCCAUGGCGGGAAAGCUGGAGGCCGGCGGCGGUGACGGCGAGUACACGCAGGACGGCACCACCGACCUCCACGGCAACCCCAUCCUCCGGUCCGAGCGAGGAGGCUGGCGAGCCUGCUCCUUCGUCGUAGUGUACGAGGUGUUCGAGCGGAUGGCCUACUACGGCAUCUCGUCGAACCUGGUGCUGUACCUCACGAAGCAGCUGCACCAGGGCACGGUGCUGUCCGCCAACAACGUCACCAACUGGGUGGGCACCAUCUGGAUGACGCCCAUCAUCGGCGCCUACAUCGCCGACGCGCACCUCGGCCGCUACCGCACCUUCAUGGUCGCCUCCGUCAUCUACCUCCUCGUAAGUUUCUCAUCUCACCUCGGUGCUCCUCCAUUGCUGGCAACCUCCCCUCCGCCGCCGGCCACCGGAAACCGGCCCUCCGCCGUCGGCAACCGCCCCCACGACUCCGGCAGCCGCCCCUCCGCCGUCGGCAACCGCCCCCACGACUUCGGCAGCCGCCCCUCCGCCGCCGGCAACCGCCCGAUUCGCCGCUGCCCUCCGCCCGCUCCGUCGCCGCCAUAUAUCCCUGCCCGUCGGCGACUGUAG